Pseudo-nitzschia multistriata is the source of this 1238-nucleotide messenger RNA. The record is from the annotation of a GenBank genome assembly. Lineage: Eukaryota; Bacillariophyta; Bacillariophyceae; Bacillariales; Bacillariaceae.
CCUACCUCGAGCAUCAACGAUUGUAUUGCAUCAUUGCAGCCUCUUAAGACUGCCAAUAACAGAAUUUGAGAAGAAAAGUUAAUAAAAGACGGACAUGUAUGGASUACUGAGACCCGCCGACCACACCUAGCAGUCGCACGCUUUAUUAAACGGCAUCCAUGGCCAGAAUACCGAUACGGCACUAUUUUUGGCGAUGGAUGACGAAAUGAUGAGAGAGAACGCGACUCUCCGGGUUGUGAGUGACGACGAGAACAGCGGCGUUGGCGACGAAGAGGCKCAGCUAAGGCGACAUUACAACGACGGCGCUCUGCAUGACCACAUCGGUUGGYCGGUCGGAAAGUUGGGAGGCAGCGGGGAUGUAGUGGUAAAUAAUAGCGAAUACAACAAUUCAGACAACAACACUUUUCGCAAUCAUGAUUUUCCGGAGCAGACGACACCAAUGCAUCCUCCCCCUUCAGAAAUUUUCCCCACAGUAUACGAUUCAUCACAACAUUCUAGAUCUACCAAAAAGUCUUUCAACRGCACGAACUUGUACAAUGCUAAACAGGAGGAAGAGGAGCAGAAGCACCAAUUUCAAUAUCAAUCAAAAAUCCAAAGCAAGCAAAACAGUAACACAAGUAGUGACAUGGAUGGUUCAUUCGAUAUGUCUUCUUUGUAUAACUAUGACGCCUCUUCUGGGAUCCUCCCACUGAAGCAACCGCCAACAUAUUCUAAGUCUACCAAAACCACAACACACGUGWACAGUGCAAAGCUGGAGGGAGAAGAGGAGCAGAAGCACCAAUUUCAAUACCAAUCAAAAAUUCAAAGCAAGCAAAAUAGUAACACAAGGAUCGACAUGGAUGGUUCAUUUGACAUGUCUUCUUUAUAUGAUUAUGACGCUUCCUCUGGAAUACGCCAACCAAUACAUGAAUCGUUGCAACAUUCCAAGUCUAAAAGAAGCAGCACUCACUUGUACAAUGGAAAGCGGAGGGAAGAAAAGGAGCAACAAAACCAAUUUCAACACCAAUCAAAACUCCAAAGCAAGCAAAWUAACAAUACCGGGUUUGAGAUGGAUGGUUCAUUCGAUAUGUCUUCUUUAUAUGAUYAUGGUGCCUCUUCUGGAAUACUCCCACGGAUACAUGAGUCAUCACAACAUUCUAGAUCUUCACAAACUUCCAGCAACGACGUGUUUCCACCGAUACACGAGUCGUCACAACAUUCUAGAUUAUCCCAAACUUCCUGCAACGACGUGUUUCCAC